AUGAAUAAUGCAUAUUAUGUACCUUCAUAUCAAACUAGUUACCAUAUUUAAUAAUAAGCAUGUUUAAACAGAAAUCCUGAGAAUAUUGCUGAUUAGUAUAAAUUAAUAUGAUUAUCAGAUUGAAAUUACUUAAAUCCAAAAAACAUGUCAAUCAAUCACUUCAUAACAAUAAAGACUACCUAAUUAAGUAACACUAAUUCAAAAGUUAGAAAAACAUUUCAUCAACCAAAUUGCAUUCUUCUCGAAGACAAAAAUCUUAAGAUGAUGAAUAAACCUCAUAAACAAUAAAUCCAACUAUCAGAUAACUAUCUAAACAAUCAAAACGUAUGAAUGGUUAUUUGAUAAAGUAAUAACUAAAUUCUAAUUCAUAUCAAUCACACAAAUAAUAAUAAAUUACUGACUACCACACCGUUAAUAAAGAUAAAACUAUUAUUAAGACUGAACCUGAUACUUAACUUUGUAGUGAUAGAAUCAUAUGUUAUAAAACUCCUAUAAUAAUUUCAAAAUAAAUUCAAUCUAAAGAAUAGAUAAAAUCUAUUUGCAACUAAAUCUAUCCAUAAAAUAAACCAGUUGAUGAAAUCACGAAUCUCAAAUUAGAUAUUGGAAAUGAAAAUCAAAGAAAGAAUCCCAAACUCAAAACAGAUGUUUAAGAAAAAAUACUUGAUUUGCUUAUGCUCUCUACAAGAGAACUUAAAAUUAAACUAUCAGAUAAAAGGACAAAAUAAACUUCAAUCCCCAAAACUACAAAAGCUGGAUUGCCAGUAGAUUUUUUUUAUUUUAAAAAAUGA
Molecule: messenger RNA, 788 nt
Organism: Paramecium pentaurelia
Lineage: Eukaryota; Ciliophora; Oligohymenophorea; Peniculida; Parameciidae
Source: the annotation of a GenBank genome assembly